GAGCUAAUACAUAGCGAUCCUAGAGCAAGAAUUUUCGUUAAGAUGGCAAUCAGCAUCGUGAGAGACUCAAAAUGUGACUAUCCAUCGGCCUGCAAUGCAGCGGAGACCAUUUUAAUCCACAAAGAUCUCAUCAACACGGCGUUCUUUGAUCAGCUUUGCGGCAUGUUCAAGGCUGAAGGGGUGAAGUUGCAUGCUGGCCCAAAAAUGCAAACGAUGCUGAAGUUCGGUCCCCCUCCGGCAGAAAGCCUCAAAUUUGAAUAUGGGGGCUUGGAGUGCACACUGGAGGUAGUCGAUAACGUGGACGAAGCCAUCGCUCACAUCAUCCGCUACGGUUCUGGGCACACGGAAACUAUCGUAACAAGCAAUGGUAAGCAAGCAAGAAAUAAUAGUUUCGGUUCUUCGACCUCAGCACGACUGGGUCGGGAGUAG
Cylicostephanus goldi is the source of this 429-nucleotide messenger RNA. Lineage: Eukaryota; Metazoa; Nematoda; Chromadorea; Rhabditida; Strongylidae. The record is from the annotation of a GenBank genome assembly.